Amoebophrya sp. A120 is the source of this 5992-nucleotide messenger RNA. NCBI's taxonomy places the organism in Eukaryota, Dinophyceae, Syndiniales, Amoebophryaceae. The record is from the annotation of a GenBank genome assembly.
GAAAAAGUAAAAGACACAGCGUAGCUAUAGAUUGAUACAGUGAUAUAUGAAUCGUAUGACAACGUGCAUCAGAUAACGUAACUCUAACUUUCAUGAUUUCCAAUCGGUUAAAACAUAAAAUGAUAAAUGAAUAUCUCAACAUACUCAUCCCAAAGUGUUACCCAAAGAUGGUACGGAUGAUGUAAAAGUUUUUCGGUGAUUUUGGAGAGCCGGACGACAUAGGUUUUUUUAACUUCCAGCCCGCGCCUCAGGAGUCAAUGAGGCGGUAUAAUUCGCGGGAACGAGAACGACGAGGACGACGCAAUGACUCACGAUAUCGAGAGCGAGAACGACGACGCGAUGACUCACGAUAUCGACAACGACAACUACGAUGCGAUAACUCAAGAUAUCGCGACGAGCGUCAGCAACAUGGAAAUAAUAGUCACAGACGAGCUGCUUCGCGAGAGCGAGACCGGCGUCGAGAUUUUCGGCACCAAAGCAACCAAGAACAACGCGGGUUUCGAAGUAGAAGUAGAAGUCAACAGCGGGACUAUAGGCGGAACGUUUACGAAAUCGAAGACGCAAGACCGCGACAAGGACAACCGGCCAGAAGGGGACGAGCGGAAAACUUCAUCGACCGACCCGCGCAAGAAGAUCGGACUCGGAACCCACCACGACAGCAGGACAAUCACCGCGAUCCGGAUUAUUUUAACGACACAGCUGGUGCUGGGCCUGGACGAGCUGCAUCAAGUGCUGAUCGUUCUUACCACGAGCAGCGAACAACAGCUACCACCAGCACAAGACUAAGACAGCAGUCGGUACAGCUUCAGGAGUUUUGGAUGAAUGCAAACAACACGACGUCCAAGGAGACCACCUCCACCGCGUCGGGAAGCAGGAACUGGAACUCCAGCGCUAGCUCCACACAACGCGUCAUGCGUCCUUGGAGCAACGACAACGCGCCAGACGAGGUUGAGCAGAGGAGAAGGUUCCUGCGACAGUUCCCGCAGAAAAAAUGUCACUUCGAUCCGUCGUCGAGCAAAAGGCCGUGCCACUUCGGAGACGCCUGCAAGCAGUACCACAGUGGCCGCGCAGCCAGCGCGCCGCUUACGGAAGAGGAAUUGCAGGACCUCGGGGCGUGGGCUUCGGGCCUUUUGGGGGUGGGUAUGAGAGUGCACAACUCCCCCUUCCCCUCAUUUGUACAUAUACGAACAGCAAUACAAGCGUCGGCAAGAAUACAGGUUUUGCACGACAAAUUUGAACAGGGGUGUAGUUGGUGCUAUUUGGGCUGCCAGAACUUGUCAUGUAAACAGUGCCAAGAGGAUAGGUGUAAUUUAAGUAUUUUGCAGCAUGACAAAUGAGGGGGAGGGGGAGUAGUUGUGCACCCUCAUAGUGGGAAAUUUUUCAGCCGCACCGCAGCGGACGGCGGAGUAUUUUCUGUUGCGGUUACGUGGCACUCACCGACCACGAUUUUGGCAGCCCUUUGAGAGGGAAAAAACUCUGCGAAAUUGUAACAGCUCGCGGUUUGCGAUGCCAGGCCCCUCCAGUAAUGUACUUGGGGGCGCAGCCGCGCCUGCAGCAUCAACUUCAACACACACAACGCAAAUCCGAGCAGACCCAGAGUCGUACCUUCACGCCGUGCUCGCCGUAGCCGUGGAAGCACCAGAAAUUUAUAGGCGGGACCAUGCUUACCGGAGCAUUGUUGAAGCAGGUGCAUACUGUUCACGUUGUGUAUUGUGUUGUGUCGAAGAUGGAGUUCUUGCGCUUGCGUGGGGCAGGACAGCUAUAUGUAUUUCCUCUUUGCAUGAUUGCGGUAUGUGUUGCUAGAUGGUUCUAAGCAAACAGUUUGUGACUUUUGAAAGUGCUUUACCAUACCCUUCUUCAUCACAUCACACCAGUUUUGCGAGAGCAAUUUCCUCGUCCAGAUUCGGAGAUGCUUGCGAAGUUUGACCGCUUUCUGGUUGGCAAGGUUGCGAUAUUCUAUCCUGGCACGAGCACGGGAGACGCAACGCAGCCGGAUUUUUUUGCUAAGCGCCAAGUUGGUCGGCAGCCACUAACGGGAGACAAAGCACCGUCGCUGAUCACCAGCCAAGAAGCAUUCGACAAGGCGUUUAAGGUGGACACGGCAUACGAUUUUACGGAGUAUCACUAUCUCCGGAGGUGUUUUCGCCUGGCCCGGCAUCCAAGGUAUGCUAGUCUUUGUUUAUGCGGUUCAGAAAUAGAAAUAGUUUUUUUUCGAUCUUUUUCAUGACGUCAGAUGGCGCCGGGCAAAUGUGCUAACGAAAGUUGCGCACCCACGUGCCUGGUUUGAAGUUAAACGUGAAUUGGUAAACCCAUAAAAUGCCCAGGUGCGCGAAAUAUUUCGACGCCCAGAGUCACGAUGACCGUGUGGCACUCGUUCUACAGGGGCUGACGCAGUACCCAUCGCGGGAAGACCGGCUGCGAUGGAUGGCAUUCCUCCAGGGCCAUGUCAUCGGGCCCCCACUCCGACAGCUACCGACGGACCCCGUCGACAAGCUACCGACGGACGACGGGCGCGGUCUGCGGCAGAGGCCAAAGUCGUACAGUGCCUGUUUUAGCACGGAGCCGGAAGUAGGGCACCCAGACCGCCCCUCGCGGCGACAGUUUUUACAGCGCCUGGUCUGGGCUUCCGACUACGCCCAGGCGUUCAGCGACGAAGACGCAGCAACCAGGGAGGAGCGGGUGGAAUUGGUGUUGCGGACGCGAUACUGCUGCACUGACUGCAACGCACCAACACCCCGCUACGGGUUGGAGGGGACAAACCCCAUAUGCUGGGCCUGUGCAGACGUGCUGCAAGAAAAUCGGAAGGAGGUCUUGCGACAGGAGUUUUUGACUUGGGUCGGAAAUAAAGCAAACUGCUAUCGCGGAGUGAAUCCGGCGUGGCCCGCGCAAGGAGAUCUACUGCCGACUCUCCGGAACAACGACCAGUUCCCAUACUUCCCCACGCCGCACCACGGUCGGCCGGGAAUGACGCAGUGGGAGUCGUUUCUGGACCACAACGUCUUCCGCCCCGGAUCUGCAGCCAACAAGAUGCAUCUGCGGGACGCCCAUUAUACCCCGGAACGCGUCUAUCGCGCGAAAAAACUGUUUCGCUGUGAACUUGUGAUGCAGAAAAUGUAUCUGCGAAGGGUUUGUCUUGCUACACAUGCAAGACACUAGAUUUUUAGCUGUGUUUUCCCUUAGGAAUCUCGCAUGGCAAAUUUUCUCUGUGAUGUAGAACAAACUUGUGAUGCAAAACUUGCAAAAUCCUAUACAGUGAAACACUUUUUUCAUGCGAUAGCGUCCUGCUCUGGGCGGUGACUUUUGCAGAUACUCUGUGGCCACUAAAGAAGCUGCUUGCUGAGAUCAAGCAUCCGCUUGACGACUUGCACGCAAACAACGCCUUCGUCGCGGAGGUGGGAGAGGACCAGAAACCCAGUCCGAUGGGGCUGCAGCAUCAGCGGGCAGAAGUGCAGGAAGUUUUGAGCAAGGCGGAAAUGCCAACACUGGCGUGGGGCAUACAGCUUCGGGAGUGCCAUGACGUCCUGCGUCCGUUUGUCCUGAAGGCAAUCAGCCGGCGGCUUUUUUGGCAGUACCGCGUUAGCUGCAACAUGGCCCACCGACUGUUCCCGCCGAUUUGGAACCAGUUGCGGCAAAUUGGGUCGGUCGCGACGGUAUGCGUUGCAAAUGUGUCUGGGUCUGGAAGAUUGCGAGGCCUUUCGUGCUAGUUUGGCAUGACUCUGAGCUCUGUAUUGCGUGGCCACGAAGGCCUCCUCUUGUCUGUCAUGCAAGAACGAUGUUUCUCAUGCAAAAUACGCAUCACAGAGCUACGAGAAAAUCUGUCAUGCUUGGCGGUGCAUUACAGUGCGCUUUCUGCUCACUGACAUGCGUCACAAUUUUCCAGAGCCAGACCCAGACAUAUUUGCACUUGAUAGACGGUGUCGGAGCUGCUCGAUGUCGCCACGCCGACGUUUUUGCGGGACAUCAUUUUGCGGGACGCCGAUGCGAUUUUUGACGACUUGCCGCUAGCAGACCAGGUCGCGCUCGCGUGUUUGAAAUACAUGGCAGACCGCCAGGCUGCAGGGGAAGGCGAGCCUAGAGGGGUGUCCGCUGCUGCGUCCGACCGCCGAAUCUUGAUGAUCGUAUCCGCUGCAAAUAUGUCUGGGUCUGGUAGAAGAAUGCAGACGUUUGUCCUCGAGCUCAGUUUGCAUGCGCCACGGACUCUGCAACGCAGUUGCACGGCCUAGCAUGCAUAUGAAUAUCGUGUGAGAUGAAAUCGCUUUUCAGCGUGCCCACAACAAGGUAGUUGUCUCUGUUGCUACUCACUCACGCAAGGCAGGAUUUUGCGUAACCUGCAAGACGCAUCAUCAGAGAUCUCUGAAAAUAGCUGCCGGACUGAGACAAAUUUGCAAUGGAUAGGUUGACAUGUUGCACCAUUUGGCCGAUAUUAACCCUGGACCGAACAAUGGAUGGCGGGUCACGCGGCAUUAUUUGCCCAACGGCGGCGCGCUCUUCUCCAGCAACUGCAGUGAGGCUUGGGUCUACUUGUCCAGUGGAGGUGGAUAUGCAUUGCAAAUAUGCUCUGGGUCUGGAAAGGUGGAGUUUGUGACGCUGCGUUUGGAAUCCAAAUUUGGGUUCUAAAAAAAAUUUGUAUUGCUAAAAAAAAUUUGUAUUGCAUGAGCAGCAAAAGGAGUCCAAGUACGCGGACAGGGCAUUUGUCAUGCGGGAUCGGCACCGAGAAGCCCUGAGAAAAUCUGUGAUGCUUGGGCAGACAUGAGAGACUUCAUGGCUACUUCUCAUGCAAAACGUGCAUGCCAAACUUGCACUCUUCCAGACCCAGACAUAUUUGCGCUGGAUAGUGGAGACGAAGAAGCGCAGCAACAGCAGAACCAAGGCCCCCGCGCGACGGGAGGUAGCGGUGCGAUCCAUGUAUUCCGUGUUCUGGACCCACAAGACGCUGCGAGGUGGUACAGAUUCAGUUUCGCCCCGCACGAGAUCAUGAACGCCGGGUACCGCAGUACGCUACUGCAGGGCUUUCAACGAAAGGCGAUUGGCGCUCUGUUCGACGGCGGACUAUCCCCGCUCGAUUUCCGCAACACGGUCCCCUACCGGGCUGCAGAGGAUCUGGAACUCGCAGGGGCGCACGCCCCAGAGGAAAUCUACCCGACGCUGGGAGUGACACGGCAUUUUCGCGACAAGCGAGACGACCACGGGGCCGCAACAGAGCGGAAUUUUCAAGUGCUUGCCUUGAAGCUGCCACCCCGGGCAGCCGAGAACCAGUACCCUGAGGACGCCGAGGUAAAAAAUUGGGAACAGCUGCUGCUCCAGACCGAAGUGGCGCGACGGCCGUCUUUUCGAGCCUUUUGCGGGUAUGAUUCCGUGGCGACGCACGCGAGAACCAAUUUGUCGCGAGAUAUCCUCUGCGAGACGUUGAAGCUGCCGGAACCGCGGAUGCGACAACUAGAGCGGUCGCGAAUCGACGCGAUCAAGACCAUCCGAGCGCAAUACCAACCUGCUGGGGCACAACAGCAGAACUUCUUAGGCGGAUCUGACAAUUGGGGCCAUGUCUAGUAGCUCGUGCACGUCAUCUUCCACGUGUUCCGCUUCGAUUUGGUUCCGCGCUCCGGAUCUUCGGUCUCUGUGCGAAUUCUUGAUAAAAAGUGAGGCAACAUAAAAAUCGUGACGAUUAAGUACUUCUACAUCUUCCUCUUCUGCAUCGUUCAGAAUGAUGUUGAAUUUUACUCACACUAUCGUAUGAAACGUCUGAAGCUGCAAAGGCAGUAGCCGAAGUCGCACACAGAGUCACAGCACAGAAGCACUCUUAUCUAACGCAUACAGCAACUUUGGUUAUGUUUUUGUUUAUGUUUUCUGAGAAUUGACAUUGACAUUCAAGAAGACGCUUUUACAGUAAAUGGCAUUUAAUGCUCAAGUAGUAUAGUUGUGAAAUGAUAAAACACAGAAUUUCAAUAUUGGUAUUCGCGCGCAUAUCGCUCAAAGAACGGAAGGUGACAGUUGG